Molecule: messenger RNA, 3331 nt
Organism: Oryza sativa Japonica Group (Japanese rice)
Lineage: Eukaryota; Viridiplantae; Streptophyta; Magnoliopsida; Poales; Poaceae
Source: RefSeq, a predicted model, not a curated record
AUUCCGUAUCAAUCUUCUCCCAAUCCUCUAAACCCUCUUCCAAAAAAAAAAAGAAAAGAAAAAAGAAAUCUCUAAACCCUACUACCUCGUGGAAGAACGAAUCCCCCACGCUCGCCGCGAUGCGAACGCCGCCGCCUCUUCCCCCGUCGCCGGCGCCGCCUCCCUUCCUCCAAGCCCUAGAUCCGCGGCAGCAGGUACACCCCAUUCACUCCUCUCGCCGCCGCCGCCGCUAGUGUGGAGGAAGAAGUGCAUGCGGCGGAGAACAUUUACGGUUCUCUGCCUUCUCUCCCUGCAAGAUCCGCCGCCACUUCCUUCUCCGUCCGGCCACCUCGUGUCUUCCGGAUCCAGAUCUGAGGACUGAAGACUACUGCCAGUUUCAGGGAGGAUUUCUACUCAGUGGAAGCUUGUGUUGUAGCUGGUCUUUUGAUGAAUCUAUUGGUCUCAAAUACAUUGUAGAAUAGUAUUUGUUGGUUCGUUGAACUCAAUGGGUUCUUUGCCGUCCAAAGCCACUGGUGAGGAUGCCCUAGUUCUAUGCAAGGAGCGAAUGCGCCAUAUCAAGCGAGCUAUUGAUUCAAGAGAUGCACUGUCGGCAUCCCACCUAUCAUAUACUCAGUCCCUCCGUAGUGUGGGUACUGCAUUGCGGCGUUAUGCGGAGUCUGAGAUCUCAACAGAAUCAUCACUGUCCAUUUCAGAAGCAGAUAAGUCACCAUCACAUUCCUCUAUGGCUUCUCCAUCGCCUUCUCAAGCAUUAGAGAGCACUGGUUCCCCAGUACAUCGAGGUAGUCAGCUGACUCCUCCCUCAACAAAGAUCCAUUACAUGAAAGCAGCAGGAACAAAACCUUUAACAAUCACUAUUGAUCCAUCUGCUGCUGACUUUGUGGGGCAAGAAUCCCCAGUCUCUACCUUUGUGCCGCCACCACCACCAUUGCCCCCUGAAUUAUGUACCUCAUGGGAUUUCUUCGAUUCCAAUUAUGCUUCUGGUAGUGCCACCUCAAAUAAUGAGAAUGGAGUGACAUUAAAUUUUAGUAGAUUGAAGGGUCUGAGAGAUUCAAGGGAAUCUGAAGCAGUCUCGCUGAGAGAAGAAGCAACAAACAGGUCUGAUGGAAUGCACCCAGAGCUUCCUGGUGAUAAUGCAGCACCUAAGCAGGAAGCCCAAGCAAAGAAAAGUGGGAUGAGUAAGCCAAGUGGAUCGGUUGAGGUUACAACUGAAGCUGCUACUUCUGGGCAAGUUGGAGAAAAGGUUGAGGAAGAUGACAUGGAGAAAGAAUUGUGCACAGAAGCAGAAGACCCUUCAGAGUUCAUCACUCAUAGAGCAAAAGAUUUUGUGUCAAGCAUGAAAGACAUUGAAAUCCGGUUUAUGCGUGCUGCAGAAGCUGGGAAUGAGGUUUCCAGAAUGCUUGAGACAAAGAAGAUCAGACUUGAUAUAUGUGCUAAGAUUCCAGGUUCUCCAGGCAAGCCACCUACUGCCCGAUUUGUGUCAGCACUUCGAGUCUGCUUCAAUCGUGAGAAUAUUCUCAACCAGGAAACUGCACAGCAUGUUUCAAAAGUUGUCACUUGGAAGCGUUCUGUAUCAUCUUUGUCCUCAUCAUCUAAGAGUCCACUUACAGCAGCAAUGAUUACCGAUGAUGUGGGUGAUAGUAACAGUGAUUUUGUUGAGCAAUUUGCCAUGGUAUCUGGAAGCCACUCGUCUACCUUGGAUAGGCUACAUGCAUGGGAGAGAAAACUACAUGAUGAAAUCAAGGCUAGUGAACAUGUUAGAAAGACUUAUGAUGAGAAAUGUAACCUUCUCCGGCACCAAUUUGCACGAGGUCUAAAUGCUCAACUGAUUGAUAAGACCAGAGCUAUUGUGAAGGAUCUUCAUUCCAGGGUGUCUGUUGCGAUCCAGGCUGUCGAUGCAAUAUCAAAAAGAAUAGAGAAGAUAAGGGAUGAAGAACUGCAGCCACAACUUGUCGAGCUGAUUCAAGGGUUAAUAAGAAUGUGGAAAACAAUGUUGGAAUGCCACCACAAACAAUUCAUCACAAUAUCACUGGCAUACCAUGUCAAGAGUGCGACCACGGUGCAGCAAGGUGAGCACCACCACAGGGCCGCAACGCAUCUCUGGAACGAGUUGGACUGCUUUUCGUCCAGCUUCAAGAUCUGGGUCACUGCUCACAAGUCCUACGUCGAGUCCCUCAACGCUUGGCUCCAGAAGUGUGUCCUGCAGCCAGCCCAGGACCGAUGGAGGCGCAAGCGCAAGGUCUCUUUCCCUCCCCGCCACGCGCUCUCCCCUCCGAUCUUCGUUCUCUGCAGAGACUGGCUCACCAUGAUGGAGUCACAGUCACUCCCCACAGAUGAGCUCUGCAAGUCUAUCAAAGAGGUGGUGCAGCUCCUGCGCGGUUCGUUCGACCACCAGGCUGAUCAUCAGAACAAAAUGACGACUGAAUCGCACUUGAGAAACGAGUCGCAGGAAUGUGGGAUGCUGGAGAAUAACGAGCAGGAGGUGAGUGGAAGCGUAGAAGCAGUGGAAGGGUUGCAGUCAAAGCUGACUACGGUUCUGGAUCGCCUGACAAAGUUCUCAGAGGCUUCACUGAAGCAUUACGAGGAGCUCAAGCAGAAUUAUGAGAUGGCUUGUGAUGACUACAAGACGGGUCGAUCAAAUGCACAUCUUGCUUAGUCUGAUGAUGCCCGUCAAGUGCCCAUUUUCAACCAUGUUACUGUAUUCUCCGUCAUAUUAGAUUCCCUGUGAUGGUUGCAGUUCAGCAUCAUUGAGCCAUCAUGCGUGAGUGCUUGAUAUUACUAAUCCAGUCCCGUUCAUGCUUAGCCGUCUGCCUGUUGAUGCCAAGAAGAACUUGUCUCUCUAGAUCUGAUUUUGCUUCAUCUGUAAAUUGUGUAGGCAUGUAAAAAUUCAGGAUGUAAAACAGUGGUUCUGUUUCGUGGAAUUUGAGUUGUAUCAGUUAUGAUGACAUUACUUGCUUGUCCUUUUGUGCAGUAUCAGGUCUGUUGCUUGCUAAAAUCAUAUGACCAAAAUAUGCAAGUUUUCAUAUCAAAGAAUUCAGAGCUUAGAGAGUAAUUGCAACUGCAUGACAUUCAGAAGGAACAGAGAUGACUUGGCUGCAGUCAAACCUCUUCUCAGGUAUGUAGCAGGGGACUCCGAACCUGCUGAUGUCAAGGGAUAUUGUUCCAGUUUUCUUGCUGAGCUGAAGAAUGAGUAGGCAGGUAGUGAAUUUCGUGUCCGUCAGUCUGUGUUGGUACUACUUGGUAGUAGGUGUUCCAUUUACACUUUUUUGGCUUAAACUGAAUCCAAUUUUUCUGGCUUAAAUUUGAUGUUGAGAUCUGAAAUCUUGAUGCACAA